CCAGCCUGCCCCUUCCUCACUGCCCUCCCAAAUCCCGCUGCAGCCAUUGCCGUAGCCACGAUGCCGAAACGAAAGAAGCAGAAUCAGCAGCAGCAUCUUCCACCGCCGCAGCCCUCACUGCCAGAGCCAGGAGAGACUGGAGACGAGGACGACGGGAGUCCCAUCGCUCUUCAUAGAGGUCCUCCAGGAUCAAGGGGACCAUUGAUUCCACCACUGCUGAGUCUCCCACCUCCUCCCCGGGGUAGAGGCCCAAUGCGGGGAGGCCUAGGUCCCAGGUUUGGCCCAUACGGUCGUGGCUGGUGGGGAGUCAAUGCUGAACCUCCUUUUCCGGGGCCAGGCCAUGGGGGUCCUCCCAGGGGAGGCUUCCACAAAGAGCAAAGAAACCCUCGAAGGCUCAAAAGCUGGUCUCUCAUCAAGAAUACCUGCCCACCCAAGGAUGGACCACAGGUUAUGGAAGACAAAUCCGACCGCCCUGUCUGCCGACACUUUGCCAAAAAGGGCCAUUGUCGAUACGAAGACUUCUGUGCCUUCUACCACCCAGGCAUCAAUGGACCUCCUCUGUGAGACUGUGCCUUCCCGUCCAGGCUGGAAUGAGCCCUCUGACCUAGCGGCCAUAAUUUCCCUGUGGCCCUGUGAUGGCUACUGUGAGGCUCCUGCCCAACACCCUGAGUCAGCGACGCACCCACCCCCAUCCACCACCUCCCUGUUUGGGGUCCAGCGUUGUGUUUCAUCACUGGUGCGCAGUGUGCGCUCUUCUGAUCGUGCCUCGAGAGACUCGUCUUUGGGGCCUCAUCUUUGCUCCCUUCAGCUGCCUCCUGGAUCCUCUUCCCCCUUGCCAAAUGACUGCUGAACAGAAAACCUCGUUGGUGCUGUUUCUUGUGCAUCUGUCCACCCAUACCCGGUAUUGCCCUCGAUUUCAGAGAGCCCUGGAGCAGUUGCCUACCAUUCCCUUCUAGCUGUUUGUUUGAAGUCCUUUUUAUGUGACUCCCUCUGCCCCCAUGUUGUCAGCUGCUCUGUGAAACUCGCCAGGUUGCCCAGCCUGGGGUCAAGUGUGAGUGACUGGUACAGAGUUACUCCCCGAAAGGCCACUCUCCCUGCUUUUGGGUUUUGUAGUUUCUGCGUCAGUAGCAUGAUCCGCAUCAUUAUGGUCUGUGAUCACUGUGCUUUGUGAAGCUGUGCAUCCCCUCAUAGCCUUUCUCAGUGUUUGUGGCAUUUUUGUGGCUUCCCAACACUAGAGUACAUUUUCUGCCAAAAUGAGUGAGGCUCUUGGUGCCCUCUAGACUUUCCCCACCUCCCAACAUGGGAGAAUUUUGAAACUUUCCGAGAGACUGCCUCGCUGGUCCUUCCCAUUCUUCUCCCAGUGUCAGUUAUUCUGGGUCUGACAGACCCAUGAGACAUAAAGCCUCUGAUGGGCCUACCCUGUCUUCUCUCCAGCCCAUUUUAGUUAGACUAUGUCAUUGUGAGGCCACCAGCCCUUUCGUUUGACUUCUGUGAAUCUCCACCUGGCCUAUCUUCAGGUGGAACCUGGACAGUACCGUUGCCCUCUUCUACCCCUCUUCCCCUACAUCCCUGGCACUGGUUGUUUUCUAUGAAAACAGCAGUGAACAGAUGCAGUUUUGAACUGGCCCUGAGGAAAUGGGUCAGGAGUUGUGUGGGCAAGAGGGAGGGAUGAGAGCCGUUGGAGAACUGAGAAUGACGUUUUUUCUUUUUAACAUUUUUUUAUAUUAGUAAUAAACGCAGUGGAAAC
Molecule: messenger RNA, 1747 nt
Organism: Trichechus manatus latirostris (Florida manatee)
Lineage: Eukaryota; Metazoa; Chordata; Mammalia; Sirenia; Trichechidae
Gene: PRR3
Product: proline rich 3
Exons: 3
Coding region: 61-564 (167 amino acids)
Molecular function (GO): metal ion binding; RNA binding
Source: RefSeq, a predicted model, not a curated record